UGGACCUCAUGACGCAGGCACACGGAAGUGAUGGUGGAUAGUGCAGAAAGGCAGACGGUGAAGAGAAGUCGAACAGAUCAACGACUUUCUUCUUCUUGUUCUUCCCUUUGUUUUUAUUUUAGUACUUUUGACUGUUUUUGUUUUGUGGCUCUGAAAAAGGAGAAGUAGAAGAAGCAGUCCCGGAACAUUUCCAGAAUGGUGAAUGCAGACACCGCCACCUGCUGGUAGGGGAGUUAUUUCUGUCACACAGGCGCAGAACGUACGUGCCAGUCGGCCGUUGGCUGUCAUCUGUGCAGUGUGUUCAAGUACCACUUUUCAGCCCGACUGACCCAGACAAAGCCGGUGUGAGGUGACGCAGAGGCCAUCUUUCGUCACUGCUAGUUCUUUCACGUCAUCUUGGUGUGGCUCUGCCUUAAGAGGUGAGAAAGGAAGGAAGAUCAGCACUAAAAGGGAGGUGAGGGUUACCUGCAGUCAAAGCCAUGGACCACAGCGCCAUGGACCACAGCACCAUGGAGAUGGACCACACCCACCACCAGACCAUGGCGACUACCACCAGUGGUGGACACGACCAUGGAGGAGGAGGAGGAGGAGGAGGAGGGGGGAGUGAUGGGAACCACGGACAUCUGAGUGGAAUGAUGAUGACCUUCUACUUCGGCUACAACAACGUGGAGCUGCUGUUCAGCGGCCUGCUCAUCAACUCCCCUGGAGAAAUGGUCGGGGCAUGUAUCGGUGUGUUCCUAUUGGCUGUCCUGUACGAGGGGCUAAAGAUCGGCCGUGAGGUGUUGCUGCGUCGCAGUCAGGUGAACGUCCGCUACAACUCGAUGCCCCUCCCGGGGUCAGACGGGACGGUGCUGAUGGAGACACACAAGACGGUCGGGCAGCGGAUGCUAAGCCACGCCCACUUCCUGCAGACCCUAUUGCACAUCAUUCAGGUGGUUGUCAGCUACUUCCUGAUGCUUGUUUUCAUGACCUACAACGGUUACCUGUGCAUCGCCGUGGCAGCUGGUGCUGGCAUGGGCUACUUCCUGUUUAGCUGGAAGAAGGCGAUUGUCGUCGACAUCACAGAGCACUGUCAUUAGCUACCGUGCUAGUUGGCAUCAUGUCUGAAGGUUUGAUCGCAAUCAGAAAGUUAAAUUAUUUAAGUUACUUGGUAACUGUUAUGAUAGUGUGCACACUAACAGAUAUAAUUAGUGAUUAAUAAUUCUGGUUUUGCAGAAAACACCAAGCACCUCAUGUCUUUUGCCUCAAAAUAGUUUUGAACUUCUGCUGGUUGCUGAGCUGGCCAGUCAGAGCUCAGAUCACCUCAGGAGCUUUGAUUAGCCAAAUCACAAUGUUCUGUCUUUUAAUUUCCUUUUUAGUGCCAUGACAACUAGAAGAUUGGAGCUAAAUGUAGCUUACGUGUACACGUCUUUUCCUAGUUAGCAAGUUGUUAGAACAACCACCAAUCGUACAGUAUUUAAACAGUUCUGCGAUAAUUUAUUCGGGACUCUGUUUUAUUAAAAUUUUAAUUGAGAUUUUUUUGAUUUAGUUGAAAUUCUAAAAUCAUUUUUAUGUUUUUGUCUCACACAUAUAUAAUCUUUUGUUUACAUUAAAUGCCCAUUUACACUUUUGAUUGAAAAUAUUAAAAUCCUUUUUAUAUAUAUAUACACAAUUUGUUUUUGAAACUCAUAAUUUAGGCUUUUAGACUUUAUUAUAAACCAAUGUUUUGUGUUUACCUACUGGUCAUUUUCUGUUUUUUUUUUUAAAAGCCAUCAUGAAAUGAUGCUUCUUGAAUUUAUCAGCCGGUUAAUAUAUACAUAAAGUACACUUUUUUUUUUAAUUAAACAUGUCCAGUUGUUCCCAGGCCACCAUCGUCCUUAAACCCGUCACCCUUUGCCUUAACAUGGCCUGGAUGUACUACUGACUGUGUUCGUUUGUUGCUGACCAGCACAGACCUGUUGAUAACCAAGAGGCUCUGCUGGUUUCUCUUUAGAAUGACUUAAAAAAACCUUUGUAUCUUGACUUCUAUUAGCUGUUUGAGAAGAAACGUGAACAAAACUGAUUUCACUGGGAACAAAGGCUGAUUUAUUAGAAAUGACCAAAACAAUGUGCUACUACUCUGGUAAAUCAGACAUUUCACUAAUACCUAACUUUAAAUAUCCUCUGUUCCUGGUGAAAUGACCUUCCACAGAUGUGGUAUAAUUUUAUUUUUUCUAGUUGGUUCACACUAGGAGGUGGGCAAGGUUUAAUUUCUAGAUCCGUGAUAUUGCAGGGACCUAUGAGUUGGCCUACUUGAUUUCUAUUUUGUACAAAAUGGUUAAGUUAGAUUAAAACCAAGCAUGACUACACCUUAUGGUCAAAAGUAUGAGCAUAGCUCUGUCUACACACUACAUGCUGACCAGUGUGUCCACUUACUUUUGUCCAAGACUUUUACGAUGACCUGGUUUCCAUAGACCUCUGGCCAUGUCCUGUCAGUGUGAAUCUCAGUAAGAAUGGGCUCGUUGUUGCUGAAUUUGAAGUUGAGACUUUCUGUUAAAAACAUGAAAGGUGUCUGUGAAGGAAACUGUUUUAUCUCAAUAUUAAAGUGUCUGAAAAUGUUGGAAUUGUCACAAAUGUUGGAAUCAAUAAACAUGGAGUUUAUGAAGAAA
Messenger RNA from Monopterus albus (swamp eel), 2627 nucleotides. RefSeq names its product solute carrier family 31 member 1 (gene slc31a1). Gene Ontology annotation, cellular component: membrane. Gene Ontology annotation, biological process: copper ion transmembrane transport. The transcript has 6 exons. The record is from RefSeq and is a predicted model, not a curated record. Bases 480 to 1079 code for a protein of 199 amino acids. NCBI's taxonomy places the organism in Eukaryota, Metazoa, Chordata, Actinopteri, Synbranchiformes, Synbranchidae. Gene Ontology annotation, molecular function: copper ion transmembrane transporter activity.